This is a messenger RNA of Grosmannia clavigera kw1407, 3438 nucleotides long. RefSeq names its product armadillo repeat protein. Bases 1 to 3438 code for a protein of 1145 amino acids. The record is from RefSeq and is a predicted model, not a curated record. Gene Ontology annotation, biological process: proteasome-mediated ubiquitin-dependent protein catabolic process. The transcript has 3 exons. Gene Ontology annotation, molecular function: protein binding. Gene Ontology annotation, cellular component: GID complex. Lineage: Eukaryota; Fungi; Ascomycota; Sordariomycetes; Ophiostomatales; Ophiostomataceae.
AUGGUUCUGAUCCAGAGCCACCCGAUCCUCGAGAGGUUCCGGAACGCGCGGACGCCCGGAGACCGUAUCCAGGCCCUGCAGGCCCUGAAGAACGACACGGUCGGUCACGUGCUGAAAAAGAGCAGAUGGGUCGAGCUGGGCGUGUUGCGGCCAGUUGUCCGCUGCGUCGGGCUCUCGCGAUCGGCCAGCCGACACGGUGACAGCCACGGCCGUCAGGACAGCAGCCGGCGGCCAUCGUCGGCUACGCCGCCAGACAGCCUGUCACAAGUGGACCUGGCCCGGCUGCAGGCUCUCGAGCUGCUGGGCGUAUUUGCCAGUGGCGGUCCGUCCUUCCUCGCUCCUCUUCACGCGGCCGGCGCGUUGCCAGCCAUUUUGUCCUGCAUCGACCCUCUCACAAGCCACCCACGACUCGUCUAUGCGGCUCUGCGGGCUAUGGUCACCAUGUCCAAGGCGGCCACGCUGGUCAACUCGUCGCCGCUGUCGGCUGCACCACCACCGCCCCUCACUGUGGUCACGCUGGCCGACGCGCUCUUCUCGAACCAUCACCUCGGCGCGCUGCACAACAUCAUCUCGGCGCCCCAGCAGCAGCAGCACUGGUGGGCCGAGUCGAUCGCCAACAUUGCCAUGGGCCUGAUCGGGCCGCUCUGCCGCGAGGAACGGCACCAGGUGGCGCUGGCCAAUGCCGGCAUCCUCGACGACCUCGCCGUCAAGGUGGCGAGCCUCGUGGUGGCACGCGGCCAGGUGAUUCCGGGGGCCGAGAUCACAGCCGAGAAGGAGGGCCUGCGCGAGGCGAUUCCGGAAGCGGCGUCGCCGCGGAUGGACGUGGCGGCGCUGUUGUUGGCAGUGACGGCAAUCGUGGGCGACUCGAGGCUGCGCGCCUGCAUGAUGCUGUACUCGCCGUCGAUCCUGGCCAUCUUUCCGCAGAUCGCGUUUGAGAGCUCGGCCAACGACAUUUACGCGGCGUGGAACGCGCUCUGUAUGGGCGGACUCAGCAACCUGCACGAACAGCCGCUGGGGGCACUGGACCUGCUGCUACCGGCCAUCCCAUCGCAGCAGUCGCGGGCGUACUUUGCCCAGAGCUCGCCGUUCCCACCGCUGGGCGUGUCCCUGUCGCGCGACAACCUGGCGGCACUCGGACUCGGCGGUAGCACCGGCAAGCGCUCGGGCUCACAUAGCCAGCCACUGCCUGGUUGGGCCGUGAUGUCGCGCGAGUCGACUUCGCCGCUGGCACCUGAGUGGGAGGCUGUCGAGGCCGAGAGCCCCAUGAUCCCCUGGCUCCUCGGCCUGGUGCGGUCGUCGUCCGGCAUGAUCCGGCUGGCGGCCGCGUCCGUUCUGACGUCGCUGUUUCGCGCCCAGCUGGCGAGCAAGUCGCGUGAGGCCGCCAUGGCUCUGCUGGUGGUGCCACUGCUCCUGCGCAUGCUCAGCGACGCGGCCACCAAGGGCAUCGGCAACGGCAAUGGCGACGACGACAACACCGUGACCGAGCAGCGUGCCAUCACGGAAACGGCGCUGACAGUGCUGGCACGGCUGGUAGCCAACAAGGAGGUGCUGCAGAAGGCGGCCGUCGAUUGCGGCGCCACCGGGAUCCUCGCCAAGCUGCUGAAGGAGUCCUACGAGCCGUCACCGAGCCGAUCCCUGCUGCGGCCGUGGAAUCCAACGCCGGCUCCGUCGCGGACGGUCACGCCUGAUAUGGCCAGCCGCGGGGGCAAGAGCGACGAGGAUGACGACGACGACAUUGACAAUGAAGAAGACGACAACGACGCACGUGCCAGCAAGCUGGGCCCGGUGGGACAGAACGCGCUGCUGGCCUACCGGAUCCGCCUGCGGGCGGCGACGCUCAAGGCGAUCGCAGCGCUGAUCGCGUCAAAGUACGACUACCAGAAGCGGUUUGUGGAACAGGAGGUGAUGCCGUACGUGGUGGCUUCGCUGAGCCCGACACCGUGCAAGCCGCGAAACGCAAAGGAGCCGAUGAGGGUGCCUAAGGACGGCGAGGCGGCGGCGGCGGGCGGCGGCGGUGCAGACGAGGAGGUCGACCCUGAAUACGGCCGCAACCCGGUCGAUGUCCUGGUGGCGGCGUGCAACUGCGUGCGGAUGCUCUCGCGGUCAAUAGCGAUACUGCGGGUGACGCUCGAGGAUGCCGGCGUGGCGGCACCGGUGCUCCGGCUGCUACGACAUCCAGAGAUCGAGGUACAGAACGCGGCUACGGCAGUGGUGUGCAACCUGGUGACGGAGACGAGUCCGAUGCGAGAGCAAUUCGCCGAGGCGGACAUUAUGGGCAUCCUCUGCGGCCACGCACACUCGCACAACUCGUCCCUGCGGCUCAACGCGCUGUGGGCGCUGAAGCACUUUGUGGAUGGGGUCGAACCGGAGCGGAAGAAGGCCUGCCUCGAGCAGUUGGGCUCGGGCUGGCUGGUGCGGCUCAUUGCCCCCGGCAUGGAGGACGAGCCGUCGCUGUUUACGUGGGCUAAGAGCGGCGGCAGCAGCAGCAGCAGCAGCAGCAGCAACAAUAACAACAACAACCACUCCUCGAUGGACGAAGAUGUGGUGAUGGACUUGCCGGAUGUGGACGACGACAACGAUGAGGACGACGAGGACGAGGAUGAUGAGGACGGCAUCGAGGUGGCGGUGGCAGCAGCAACAGGAGCCGAAGUCGCGGGGCGGGCGGUGUCGUCGUCGCUGUACCGGGCUCGGUUUCCGCGAAUGAGCCACGAGCGUAGCCGGACCGGGCGGCUGCGGCAGGCGGAGGCGAAGCUGGCAAUGCUGCGGGAGGUGGAGCUGGCACAGCCGCGCAGGCACCCGAAUCGGAGCGACGACGUGGAGAUCCAGGAGCAGGGCCUUAACCUGAUCCGCAAUCUGAUCGGGCCCGGGCCCUCGGCAGGCGGAUCGGCCAACGACGCGCUGCGCGAGACGACAGACAUGAUCGACCACCUCUUCAGCGAGAUCGGGCAGGACCGGCUCUUCCAGAUCCUGCUGUCGAAGCUGCGGACGCGCGUGCUGCACGAGAGGGGGGGCAGCAACAUGGGCAGUGGUACUGCUAGCACGACCGGCACGACCAGCACGACCAACACGACCAACACACAGGCCCGGGUGCUCUAUCCGCACACCAAGAUCGUGGAGGCGGUCGUGUUCAUCAUGGUGCAUAUCUCGGCGAGCGUGCCGCGGCACCGGCAGCUGGUGGUGGCGCAGACGGAACUGCUCAAGGCGCUGGUGGCGCAGUUUGGUAGCCGUAACAAGGGCGUGCGGCUGGCGCUCUGCCACCUGCUGUCGAACCUGACGUGGCGCGAGGAUGCGGCCGACACGGCGUCGGUGUCGCUGCGGACGCUGGAGCUGAAGCGGCUCGGACUGCUAAACCAGCUGCAGGUGCUACAAGAGGAGGACGUCGAGCUGGACGUGCGAGAGCAAGCCAAGAUGGCCAUCCACCAGAUGGGGCGGGACUGA